AAAUCCACUUUUGAACACAAUUCCAAAAACAAUGCAUUUACAUUUCCCAUUCCUCUUGUCGCUCCUAAGCAUCCUCACACUAACGACCUCCCAAACCAUAAAACACAUUUCCCAAUCCGAACUCACCAAACUCGCCACCCAAGCCGACCAAAACAUUACAUUUAUCCCCCACACGGUGUUCAAGCAGACGAUAUCCGAUGGGACCUGGUUGGUGUUUUUUGGGGCGAGGUGGUGCAAGUAUUGUAAACAGUUGUCGCCGACUUGGUUGACGAUUCAGGAGCGGGUGCUCGAUGCGGUGCAGGGGAUCAAGAUGGGAAAAGUGGAUUGCACGGAUCAAGAAGAGUUUUGUGAAGAGGAGGGUGUGGAUGGGUAUCCAACACUUCAUCUAUACAAUAACGGUAAACUGAUUGAAGAAUACGAUCAAGGUCACGAUCUAAAGAGUUUGUACACGUAUGUUGUGACAAAGGCGAGUUAUUAUCAGAAAUUGCGACGAGAGGAUUUGUGAUAUGUGUGAUUGCGUGGUGAUGAUGGCGAUGAUGGUGAUGAGUUUGUGAGAACGGCGUGGGAUGAGAGGAUGGGAGCGGGUACGAGUAGAAUGGGAAUGCGGGGAAUGAUGGUAGAUGUGAGGUCCAUGAUGGGACAUUAGAAAGGACAAGGACGUGUCGAAUAAUGUGUGCCAUCGUUGCCUAGAGGCAUUUGUCGAGAUAGGGCAUAUAGAAUGUGUAUGGGAUAAACAAGCCUGUCCAGAGAAUACAAGAUGAUGGAUAGUGCGGACGCCGGUGGGUAUUGGCACUAGCACCCGCACCAGGGAUGAACCGCGCGACAACCGGCUCGGAAAACCUAAUCUAACCAA
This is a messenger RNA of Spizellomyces punctatus DAOM BR117, 853 nucleotides long. RefSeq lists its product as uncharacterized. Gene Ontology annotation, biological process: protein folding. Lineage: Eukaryota; Fungi; Chytridiomycota; Chytridiomycetes; Spizellomycetales; Spizellomycetaceae. The record is from RefSeq and is a predicted model, not a curated record. The transcript has 5 exons. Gene Ontology annotation, molecular function: protein disulfide isomerase activity. Gene Ontology annotation, cellular component: endoplasmic reticulum. Bases 32 to 505 code for a protein of 157 amino acids.